Messenger RNA from Brachypodium distachyon (stiff brome), 2132 nucleotides. Its product is annotated as probable tRNA (guanine(26)-N(2))-dimethyltransferase 1. The record is from RefSeq and is a predicted model, not a curated record. Gene Ontology annotation, molecular function: RNA binding. The transcript has 12 exons. NCBI's taxonomy places the organism in Eukaryota, Viridiplantae, Streptophyta, Magnoliopsida, Poales, Poaceae. The coding region runs from base 1 to 1788 and encodes 595 amino acids. Gene Ontology annotation, biological process: tRNA N2-guanine methylation. Gene Ontology annotation, cellular component: nucleus.
AUGGGGGAGGUGGAGGAGAUGCUGGAGGGCUACGAGGUGAAGAGGGAAGGCGAGGCCGAGAUCCUCAUGCUCAAGAGCAACGCCGUCUUCUUCAACCCCGUCCAGGUCCAUAAUAGAGACAUGUCCAUUGCUGUUCUAAGGACAUUUUUAGCCAAACGCAAGGAAGAGCAUGAGGAAAUGGUGAACAAAAAGAACAAAUCACAUCAGAAUGUGAGCCAAGAUGUGCCACCUAAAUCAGAUGCAAAUGGUGCUUCAAGUAGCCUUGAUGGUGAAAUCAAUGGUGAUCAUGGAAAGCAGGUAAAUCAGGACGCAGAUAAGGCAGAGGAUCCAUCAACAGAAACAACACAGACACCUUCCUGGAAAAGAAAAGGAGAACUCAAAGCACCAAUUGUUCUUGAGGCAUUGGCUGCUUCUGGGUUGAGAUCUCUGCGCUAUGCUCGUGAAGUUGAUGGGCUUGGAAAGGUGGUUGCACUGGACAAUGAUAAAGCUUCUGUUGAAGCUUGCAAGAGAAAUAUUAAGUUCAAUGGUACUGCAGCUUCUGAUAAAGUGGAAGCGCACUUGGCUGAUGCUCGAGUUUACAUGCUUACUCAUCCAAAGGAGUUUGAUGUGGUUGAUCUUGACCCCUAUGGGUCGCCUUCAAUAUUCCUCGAUUCUGCUGUACAAGCUGUUGCUGACGGAGGAUUGUUGAUGUGCACAGCCACUGACAUGGCUGUCCUAUGUGGGAACAGCGGUGAAGUUUGCUACUCCAAGUAUGGUUCCUACCCAGUCAAAGGCAAGUAUUGCCAUGAAAUGGCUCUUAGGAUCCUCCUUGCCUGCAUUGAGAGCCAUGCAAACAGGUAUAAGCGUUAUAUCGUCCCAGUUCUCUCUGUGUUUAUGGAUUUCUAUGUCCGUGUUUUUGUUCGAGUAUUCACUUCGGCAAGUGAAAUAAAGAAUGCUCCUCUUAAGCUCUCUUAUGUAUAUCAGUGUGUUGGUUGUGAUUCUUUUCAUCUUCAAUGUCUUGGGAGGACUGUUUCUAAGAAUAACAGUGUGAAGUAUGCACCUGGUAUUGGGCCUGUUGUUCCUCAAGAGUGUAGCGAUUGUGGGAAGAGAUUUAAUGUGGGUGGGCCAAUAUGGUCUGCCCCUAUACAUGAUCAGGACUGGGUUCUUUCUACGUUGGCAGAUGUCAAACCAAUGAAGGAUAGAUAUCCUGCAUACAAUAAGAUUACUUCAGUUCUGACUACUGUAUCCGAGGAGUUACACGAUGUACCGCUGUUUUUCAGUCAACAUAACAUUUCUGGGACUGUCAAGUGCACUUCCCCGUCUGCAGUUGUGUUCCGCUCUGCAGUUCUCAAUGCUGGAUAUCGUAUCUCUAGUACCCACGUGAACCCACUAGGACUGAAGUCCGAUGCCCCUUGGGAUGUUAUUUGGGACAUCAUGCGCUGCUGGGUGAAGAGUCAUCCUAUCAAGGAACAGCCAAGUGACUCCGCGGGCACAAUGAUUCUUUCGAAAUCUCCUAAACUGGAAGCAAACUUCUCAAGAGCAAUUGCUGCUCUAAGCAACGCUCAAGCGAAGAAGGUUAAGCGGUUUCUUCCCAACCCCGAGCGGCACUGGGGCCCGAAGGUCAGGGCUGGGAGAACGAUCACAAGCAAACAUGCUUCUCUAUUAGGCCAUGAGGCCAUGAAUGGGGUCCUCCACCACGAAGACAAGCCAGCUCCAGAAACUGAAGAAGGGGCCAGCAUGGCCAAAGAGAACGAACACGCAGCCAAGCGUCAGAAGACCAGCGAUGAUGAACAGGUCACUGAACCGUGAUUUAGCUUGAUCUUGUCAAACUGAUGUAUAUCUAGUUAUCAUCAAAAUCCUUAGUAGUCUACCAUGUCAUUUCCUGCUGGUUUAUCGACCCACUUGGGAGGGGUUGUUUUUCUAGGCAUAUCAAUUGAGUGAGUAAUUACACAAAACAAUCUUAGAUCUCACUUUUGGAGCUUAUGACAGUCAUUUAUUCUGACACGCGCUCCUUGACAGAAACCUAGUGCGCAGGUCAAUUAGUGUUAGGACUGGAUUAAGCAUGAGAGAAGAGAAACGCUUAUCUUCCUGAUGGUUUUUGUGUUUUACUGUAAUUUGUCUUCUCCAUGAUAAAAGCAUUUCACGAACCCAAA